GCUCAUUUUAUAUCAACUCUUCUUCAUUUUCUCAGAAUUCUCAACGGCAGGACCCGACCCGACCCGACCUCCGCAAAAUGGUCCAGUCUAAUUCCACCGACGAUUUCAAGCUGGUCGGAUUCUCCAAGUUCGUCCGCUCCAAUCCCAAAUCCGACCGCUUCGCCGUCAAGCGUUUCCACCACAUCGAGUUCUGGUGCACUGAUGCCACCAACACCGCCCGCCGUUUCUCGUGGGGUCUCGGCAUGCAAUCCGUCGCUAAAUCCGACGUCAAACUCUACGGCGACGUCGUUUUACGUUACAUCAGUUACAACAAAAACACCAACUCCCACCCUGAUUCCUUCUUGCCCGGCUUCGAGAAAGUGGAGGAGGAGCUUUCUUACCCGUUGGAUUACGGAAUCCGAAGACUGGAUCACGCGGUCGGCAAUGUCCCGGAGCUGGGCCCCUCCGUUUCGUACGUCAAAUCAUUCACUGGUUUUCACGAGUUCGCAGAGUUUACGGCCAAAGACGUGGGGACCAGCGAGAGUGGGCUAAACUCCGUCGUUUUAGCCAACAACGAUGAAAUGGUGUUGCUCCCGUUGAACGAGCCGGUUUUCGGGACAAAGAGGAAAAGCCAAAUCCAGACGUAUCUAGAACACAACGAAGGCGCGGGCGUUCAACAUUUGGCGCUGGUGAGCGAGGAUAUAUUCAGGACGCUGAGAGAAAUGAGGCAGAGAAGUUUUGUUGGUGGCUUCGAGUUCAUGCCAUCGCCGCCGGCCACUUACUACAAGAAUCUGAAGCAUAGGGCAGGGGACAUUUUGAGUGAUGAGCAGAUCGAAGAGUGUGAAGAGCUGGGGAUCUUGGUUGAUAGAGAUGAUCAAGGCACCUUGCUUCAGAUCUUCACUAAGCCCAUCGGAGAUAGGCCAACAAUAUUCAUAGAGAUAAUAGAGAGAAUAGGGUGCAUGGUGAAGGAUGAAGAAGGAAAGCAAUACCAGAAAGGCGGAUGCGGUGGUUUUGGGAAAGGUAACUUUUCGGAGCUCUUUAAAUCCAUUGAAGAAUACGAGAAAUCUCUUGAAGCCAAACAAAUUCCUCAAUCCCUCAGCGUCAAGGCUUGAGAUUUUUCAAUUGAAUCUUCUUUUUAUUUACUUACUCGCAUGCUCAUUUGCUACCGUAUAUGGUCCCAUAUUACUUUUAAAUUUACUUUAAAACUUUGUUUUGAAGCAAUAUUAAUUCAAGCAAGGCAAGUAAGAGUUUCAUAUGCAA
Molecule: messenger RNA, 1239 nt
Organism: Hibiscus syriacus
Lineage: Eukaryota; Viridiplantae; Streptophyta; Magnoliopsida; Malvales; Malvaceae
Product: 4-hydroxyphenylpyruvate dioxygenase-like
Exons: 2
Coding region: 78-1091 (337 amino acids)
Biological process (GO): L-tyrosine catabolic process
Molecular function (GO): 4-hydroxyphenylpyruvate dioxygenase activity
Source: RefSeq, a predicted model, not a curated record